Hydractinia symbiolongicarpus is the source of this 1465-nucleotide messenger RNA. Its product is annotated as delta-aminolevulinic acid dehydratase-like. Gene Ontology annotation, cellular component: cytosol. The coding region runs from base 21 to 1013 and encodes 330 amino acids. Gene Ontology annotation, biological process: heme biosynthetic process. The transcript is spliced from 12 exons. The record is from RefSeq and is a predicted model, not a curated record. Gene Ontology annotation, molecular function: porphobilinogen synthase activity; zinc ion binding. NCBI's taxonomy places the organism in Eukaryota, Metazoa, Cnidaria, Hydrozoa, Anthoathecata, Hydractiniidae.
UUAACAUUUCUUUCCAACAGAUGAUUUCACAUAAAAUAAUACAAGGUGGUUAUUUUAAUGACACAUUGAGAAGUUGGCAAACAAGAACAUCCAGAAUCGAUCCUCAAUGCUUGAUUUAUCCUAUUUUUAUCAGCUCAGAUGAAAAUGUGCUUGAAGAAAUAAAACGUCUUCCAGGGCAAUACAGAAUUGGGGCUAACAAGCUCAAAGAACACCUCCGACCUGCUGUUGAAGAUGGCUUAAGAACAGUUUUAUUAUUUGGGAUAAUGAAAAAUGAACACAAGGAUGAUAUGGGCAGCAACAUUAUUUCAACACACCAUAAUCCAGUCUUUCAAGCUAUAAAAGUUUUAAAGCAAGAAUUUCCUUCUCUUACUAUUGCAUGUGAUGUUUGUUUAUGUGGAUAUACAUCACAUGGUCAUUGUGGCGUUUUGACAAAUAGUGGUGUGAUUGACAAUAGAAAAAGUGUCGAGUUGAUAUCAAAUGCUGCAUUAUCCUAUGCCCAUGCUGGUUGUGAUAUUGUGGCACCUUCAGAUGUCAUGGACGGACGAAUAAAAGCUAUCAGCGAUGCUUUAAAAAAAGAUAAUAUAAGAAACAAGGUCAGUAUUAUGAGUUACUCAGCUAAAUUUGCUUCUUGUUUCUAUGGACCGUUUAGAGAUGCAGCUGGUUCUGCUCCUACUUUCGGUGACCGUAGAUGUUACCAAUUACCUCCCGGGGCAUCUGGAUUAGCAAACCGAUUAAUUUCACGUGAUAUCAAGGAAGAGGCAGACAUUUUGAUGGUGAAACCAGGCAUGAUAUAUCUGGAUGUUGUAAAAGAUACUAAAACGAAGUAUCCAAAUCAUCCGUUAGCCAUUUAUCAGGUUUCUGGAGAAUAUGCUAUGUUGUAUUACGCUAGCCAACAUGGAGCGUUCGAACUAAAGAAAGCUGUUUUUGAAUCACUAGAGUCAAUGCAUCGAGCUGGCGCUGAUAUCUUAAUCACGUAUUACGCACCUCAAGUUCUGAAAUGGCUGAAAGAAUAAAUUGAUAUAUCUUAGAUAUUUUUGAAUUGAAAAUUGACGUUAAUUGUUAACGUUAAUGCUCGAUGACGCGGCUCUCUCGAAAAAAGGCGUCUCUUGAAUAAACACCCACUCUUUCUUGUAAUUUUUUUUUCUAAGCGCCCCUCUCUAACAUGCGCCCAAAAGCUGUUAUUUGACCAAAUUUCUUGAGGGGCGCUUAUUCAAAUAUUUUAGAAAUUAGAAAAACUUCUUGUCCCGUUACACGUUAAACACUUGGUAUAAGAUAAGAUUACACAAACACAGUUCAUAUAACGAUGAUAAAGAAACCUUCUUAUGAAAUGUAAAGUGAAGUAACAUUUUAUAUAGUUUUUACUGUGAGAACAGGAAAAUUGUUCAUAUGUUUUUGUUCCUUAUAUAUUUUCCUGCUUUUUAGUCUUAGAUAUUUUUAAUUUAAAAUACAUUGUUCACUGUCUGAA